GGUGGUGCGGGAGCUCCUGCGCUCGAUGGGUCUCGGUGAGGGCGAGUACGAGCCCCGCGUCGUGCACCAGUUCCUGGACCUGGCCUACCGAUACGUCGGAGACGUGCUAGGGGACGCCCAAGUCUACGCCGACCACGCCGGGAAGGCUCAGAUCGACGCCGACGACGUCCGCCUCGCCAUCCAGGCCAAGGUCAAUUUCUCCUUCUCCCAGCCACCGCCGCGCGAGGUACCAAUCCUACCCUAUUCUCAGUUUGGGCAAAUCAGUUGGCUUAUGUUUAUUUUCUUCUAUCCCCGCCAAAUCGUUGCUUUCUCCCUGGGUUGGUUUUAUACGGCCGAGUCCAUGAAACCUAGUUAUUUUGCUGCCCGUGUAGUUGAAACUUGAUUUCGAAUUAGUUUUGUUUUUGCUGGAUUAGUUUGGUCGAGAACCUGAUAUUUCUUUACCAUUGUUUUUGUUAAUAUAAUAUUAAUAAGAGUUUUGCUGGCAUCUAUCUAAUCAUGAAGUAGUAUCUACUAUUUAUAGUCUUAGUGAAAUUAUGUCUUUUUAAAUUUAUUAAUUGGUCCCUGCUCAAUUCCGUUGAUAGAGAGAUGGAAAUGUCGAUAUACAACAUAGAUUCAGAUAUAUAUUCAGAAAGAGUUUAGAUACUAAAAGCCACAUAGAUUAGAGACAAUAACAUCCUAAUCCAAAACAUAACCAUUAAGAGAAGAUUCAGAAUUCUAAACUACUACAAAAAUUAAUUAUUCAUGUGUUGUAAUAAAUUCUUGAAGUUUCAAAAGCUGUGUCUUCAUGCAUUCUAAUGGUACUUAUCAUUCCCGUGCUGCAUUGCAGAAUAUGGUGAUCUUUUUACUUCCUAUGUCUAUAACAAUUUUAGUUAUUAAAACCACUUUGGCCAUACACUAGGAUCAUAUUGGUUAGGAACUAGCUUUCAUAUGGGAAAAUGACAGCUAGUGCAUUGCGUGCUACAUAAGCUUUAAAUGGUUCAGUUUGAAAUUGAUUGCC
Zea mays is the source of this 997-nucleotide messenger RNA. RefSeq names its product transcription initiation factor TFIID subunit 9. Bases 26 to 382 code for a protein of 118 amino acids. Gene Ontology annotation, molecular function: RNA polymerase II general transcription initiation factor activity; protein heterodimerization activity; transcription coactivator activity. Gene Ontology annotation, biological process: RNA polymerase II preinitiation complex assembly; DNA-templated transcription initiation. The record is from RefSeq and is a predicted model, not a curated record. The transcript has a single exon. Lineage: Eukaryota; Viridiplantae; Streptophyta; Magnoliopsida; Poales; Poaceae. Gene Ontology annotation, cellular component: SAGA complex; transcription factor TFIID complex.